CAUGGGGUCGGGUGAGCGCUGAGAGUGCGGCCGCAGCUAUCAGCCCUGGAGAUGACCAGGAGCGGCCACUGCUGAGAACUAUGUGGAGAGAGGCUGCGAGCCCUGCUGCAGAGCCUCCGGCUGGGAUAGCCGCCCCCCGUGGGGGCGAUGCGGACAGCGCGGGACAGCCAGGGGAGCGUGCGGGGGCCGCAGCAUGCGGGAACCCGCUAAACCCGGCGGCUGCUGAGGCGGCCGAGAUGCUCGUGCGUGCAGCGCGCCCCACUGCAUCUUCGACCUUCUCCGGCUACAGGGACCGUAAGUGGCGACUAUGGGCAGACUGGGCUAUUGGACCCUGCUGGUGCUGCCGGCACUUCUCAUCUGGCGCGGUCCGGCGCAGGGCGCGGCGGCGGAGAAGGGUCCUCCGGCACUGAACAUCGCGGUGCUGCUGGGCCACAGCCACGACGUGACGGAACGCGAACUGCGAAACUUGUGGGGCCCAGAGCAAGCAGCAGGGCUGUCCCUGGACGUGAAUGUGGUAGCGCUGUUAAUGAACCGCACCGACCCCAAGAGCCUCAUCACACAUGUGUGCGACCUCAUGUCCGGGGCGCGCAUCCACGGCCUAGUGUUUGGGGACGACACCGACCAGGAAGCCGUGGCCCAGAUGCUGGAUUUUAUCUCCUCACAGACUUUUGUCCCCAUCCUGGGCAUCCAUGGGGGCUCAUCUAUGAUCAUGGCUGACAAGGACCCGACGUCUACCUUCUUCCAGUUUGGCGCAUCCAUCCAACAACAAGCCACGGUCAUGCUGAAGAUCAUGCAGGAUUAUGACUGGCACGUCUUCUCCCUGGUGACCACCAUCUUCCCUGGCUACAGAGACUUCAUCAGCUUCAUCAAGACCACAGUGGACAAUAGCUUUGUGGGUUGGGACAUGCAGAACGUGAUCACCCUGGACACUUCUUUCGAGGAUGCCAAGACUCAAGUCCAGUUGAAAAAGAUCCAUUCUUCUGUCAUCUUGCUCUACUGUUCCAAAGAUGAGGCCGUCCUCAUCCUGAGUGAGGCCCGCUCCCUUGGCCUCACUGGGUACGACUUCUUCUGGAUUGUCCCAAGCCUGGUCUCUGGGAACACGGAGCUCAUCCCCAAAGAGUUUCCGUCAGGACUCAUUUCAGUCUCUUACGACGACUGGGACUACAGCCUGGAGGCGCGAGUAAGGGACGGCCUGGGCAUCCUAACCACUGCUGCGUCUUCCAUGUUGGAGAGGUUCUCCUACAUCCCUGAAGCCAAGGCCAGCUGCUACGGGCAGGUGGAGAAGCCAGAGAUCCCGCUGCACACUCUGCACCAAUUUAUGGUCAAUGUGACAUGGGAUGGCAAAGACCUGUCCUUCACUGAGGAAGGCUAUCAAGUACACCCCAGGCUGGUGGUGAUCGUGCUGAACAAGGACCGAGAAUGGGAAAAGGUGGGCAAGUGGGAAAACCACACCCUGAGCCUGAGGCACGCUGUGUGGCCAAGGUACAAGUCCUUUUCAGACUGUGAGCCAGACGACAACCACCUGAGCAUCGUCACCCUGGAGGAGGCGCCCUUUGUCAUCGUGGAGGACAUAGACCCGCUGACCGAGACAUGUGUAAGGAACACUGUACCGUGUCGGAAGUUCGUCAAAAUCAAUAAUUCAACCAAUGAGGGAAUGAAUGUAAAAAAAUGCUGCAAGGGCUUCUGCAUCGAUAUCCUAAAGAAGCUUUCCAGAACCGUCAAGUUUACCUAUGACCUUUACCUGGUGACGAACGGGAAGCACGGCAAAAAAGUUAACAACGUGUGGAAUGGAAUGAUUGGCGAAGUAGUCUAUCAGCGAGCAGUCAUGGCGGUUGGCUCACUCACCAUCAAUGAGGAACGUUCCGAAGUGGUGGACUUCUCCGUGCCCUUCGUGGAGACGGGAAUCAGUGUCAUGGUUUCGAGAAGCAACGGCACCGUCUCACCUUCUGCUUUUCUAGAACCAUUCAGUGCCUCCGUCUGGGUGAUGAUGUUUGUGAUGCUGCUCAUUGUUUCCGCCAUAGCUGUUUUCGUCUUUGAAUACUUCAGUCCUGUGGGAUACAACAGAAACUUAGCCAAAGGGAAAGCACCCCACGGGCCUUCUUUUACCAUUGGAAAAGCUAUAUGGCUCCUUUGGGGCCUGGUGUUCAACAACUCUGUGCCUGUCCAGAACCCUAAAGGCACCACCAGCAAGAUCAUGGUGUCCGUGUGGGCCUUCUUUGCUGUCAUAUUCCUGGCCAGCUACACGGCCAAUCUGGCGGCUUUCAUGAUCCAGGAGGAAUUUGUGGACCAAGUGACCGGCCUCAGUGACAAAAAGUUUCAGAGACCCCACGACUAUUCCCCACCUUUUCGAUUCGGCACGGUGCCUAACGGCAGCACCGAAAGAAACAUCCGGAAUAACUACCCCUACAUGCAUCAGUACAUGACCAAAUUUAAUCAGAAGGGAGUGGAGGACGCCUUGGUCAGCUUGAAAACAGGGAAGCUGGACGCGUUCAUCUACGACGCGGCGGUCUUGAAUUACAAGGCUGGGCGGGACGAAGGCUGCAAGCUGGUGACCAUCGGGAGUGGAUACAUCUUUGCCACCACUGGUUACGGAAUUGCCCUCCAGAAAGGCUCCCCUUGGAAGAGGCAGAUUGACUUGGCCCUGCUUCAGUUUGUGGGCGAUGGUGAGAUGGAGGAGCUGGAGACCCUGUGGCUCACUGGCAUCUGCCACAACGAGAAGAAUGAGGUGAUGAGCAGUCAGCUGGACAUCGACAACAUGGCGGGCGUCUUCUACAUGCUGGCGGCCGCCAUGGCCCUGAGCCUCAUCACCUUCGUUUGGGAGCACCUCUUCUACUGGAAGCUGCGCUUCUGUUUCACGGGCGUGUGCUCCGAUCGACCCGGGCUGCUCUUCUCCAUCAGCAGGGGUAUUUACAGCUGCAUUCACGGGGUGCACAUCGAGGAAAAGAAGAAGUCACCAGACUUCAAUCUGACCGGGUCGCAGAGCAACAUGUUGAAGCUCCUUCGGUCAGCCAAGAACAUCUCCGGCCUGUCCAACAUGAACUCCUCAAGAAUAGAUUCCCCCAAAAGAGCUGCCGACCUCAUCCAAAGAGGUUCCCUCAUCAUGGACAUGGUUUCGGAUAAGGGGAACCUGAUAUAUUCAGACAACAGGUCCUUUCAGGGGAAAGACAGCAUUUUUGGGGACAACAUGAACGAGCUCCAGACAUUCGUGGCCAACAGGCACAAGGACAACCUCAACAACUAUGUGUUCCAGGGUCAGCACCCUCUGACCCUCAACGAGUCCAACCCCAACACGGUGGAGGUGGCCGUGAGCACGGAGGCCAAAGGGAGCUCCCGGCCUCGGCAGCUUUGGAAGAAGUCCAUGGACUCGCUACGCCAAGAUUCGGUGACCCAGAACCCCGUCUCCCAGAGGGACGAAGGUACAGCGGAGAACAGGACCCACUCCCUGAAGAGUCCCAGGUACCUUCCAGAAGAGGUGGCCCACUCGGACAUUUCGGAAACUUCGAGUCGGGCCGCGUGCCACAGGGAACCCAACAACAACAAGAACCACAAGACCAAGGACAAUUUCAAAAGGUCGGUGGCCUCCAAGUACCCCAAGGACUGCGGCGAGGUCGAGCGCUCCUACCUGAAGACCAAAGCCAGCUCCCCCAGGGACAAGAUCUAUACCAUCGACAGCGAGAAGGAGCCCGGUUUCCACCUGGACCCCCCGCAGUUCUUGGAAAACAUGGCCCUUCCGGAGAACGUGGACUUCCCAGACACCUACCAGGACCGUGGCGAGAGCUUCCGCCAGGGGGACCCCACGCUGCCCAUGAACAGGAACCCCCCGCACAAGGAGGACGGGCUUCCCAACAACAACCAGUAUAAACUCUACUCCAAGCACUUCACCUUGAAGGACAAGAGCUCCCCGCUGAGCGAGGGCAGCGACCGGUACCGGCAGAACUCCACGCACUGCAGGAGCUGCCUGUCCAACCUGCCCACCUACGCAGGCCAUUUCACCGUGCGGUCCCCCUUCAAGUGCGACGCCUGCCUACGGAUGGGGAACCUCUACGACAUCGACGAAGACCAGAUGCUUCAGGAGACAGGUAAUCCAGCCACCCAGGAGGAGGUCUACCAGCAGGACUGGGCACAGAACAACACCCUCCAGUUCCAAAAGAACAAGCUCCGAAUCAGCCGUCAGCAUUCCUAUGAUAACAUUCUCGACAAACCUAGGGAGCUGGACCUUAGCAGGCCCUCUCGGAGCAUAAGCCUCAAGGAUAGGGAGCGGCUUCUGGAGGGAAAUUUGUACGGGAGCCUGGUUAGCGUCCCCUCCAGCAAACUGCUGGGGAACAAAAGCUCCCUCUUCCCCCGGGGUCUGGAGGACACUAGGCGGAGCAAGUCUCUCUUGCCAGACCACGCCUCCGACAACCCUUUCCUCCACCCCUGUGCGGACGACCAGCGCUUAGUCAUUGGGAGGUGCCCCUCGGACCCUUAUAAACACUCACUGCCAUCCCAGACAGCGAGUGACAGCUACCUUCGAUCGUCCUUGAGGUCAACGGCUUCGUACUGUUCCAGGGACAGUAGAGGCCACAGCGAUGUGUAUAUUUCUGAGCAUGUUAUGCCUUAUGCUGCAAAUAAGAAUAAUAUGUACUCUGCCCCCAGGGUUUUGAAUUCCUGCAGCAAUAGACGCGUGUACAAGAAAAUGCCUAGUAUCGAAUCCGAUGUUUAAAACUUUCCAUUAAUGUUUUAUCUAUAGGGAAACAUACGUAAUGGCCAGCGUUCUGGAGGGAAAAUGUUGGAUGUCCGAUAGUGCCCUGCAAAGAGGAAG
Messenger RNA from Pteropus alecto (black flying fox), 4801 nucleotides. It is a transcript of the gene GRIN2A, whose product is annotated as glutamate ionotropic receptor NMDA type subunit 2A. The record is from RefSeq and is a predicted model, not a curated record. Gene Ontology annotation, molecular function: transmitter-gated monoatomic ion channel activity involved in regulation of postsynaptic membrane potential; NMDA glutamate receptor activity. Lineage: Eukaryota; Metazoa; Chordata; Mammalia; Chiroptera; Pteropodidae. Gene Ontology annotation, cellular component: postsynaptic density membrane; postsynaptic membrane; NMDA selective glutamate receptor complex. Gene Ontology annotation, biological process: excitatory postsynaptic potential; monoatomic ion transport; synaptic transmission, glutamatergic. The transcript is spliced from 14 exons. Bases 308 to 4702 code for a protein of 1464 amino acids.